This is a messenger RNA of Protobothrops mucrosquamatus (brown spotted pit viper), 3875 nucleotides long. It is a transcript of the gene GANC, whose product is annotated as glucosidase alpha, neutral C. The transcript is spliced from 24 exons. Gene Ontology annotation, molecular function: carbohydrate binding; alpha-1,4-glucosidase activity. Lineage: Eukaryota; Metazoa; Chordata; Lepidosauria; Squamata; Viperidae. The record is from RefSeq and is a predicted model, not a curated record. Gene Ontology annotation, biological process: carbohydrate metabolic process; N-glycan processing. The coding region runs from base 8 to 2755 and encodes 915 amino acids.
CCCGAUCAUGGAACCAAGCUGUGAAGAAAUCAGCGUUCAAGAUGAGGCUGUGGAUAAAAAGCAUUUUAAGACAUGCAAGCAAAUUGCCUUUUACAGGCGUCAGAAAUGUUUAAGUCCUGGGAAGUCUCCAUACCAAGCCUUACUGCAAACUGUGGAACAAUCCAACAGCAAUGUCAAAUUCCAAAUUUUCAAUGAAGAGAGCAAGGUAACUCUUUCAGUAGAAAUAUAUGAAAUAGAGGGCAAUAUUUUCAGACUUAAAAUAAAUGAGGUAAAUCCACUCAAGCCAAGAUAUGAAGUCCCUGAUGUUCUCAUAAAGGAACCAGCUAGCUUGAGGCUGAAGAUAUCAGAGAAAGAUGCAGACAAAGUUGUGCUGGUAGGUGCUGAGCAAGACCAGCAGAUUCAUAUAAUGGCAAAACCUUUUCAAAUACAGCUUAUUUCUAAGGAUGAAAUUUUACUGAGCAUGAAUUCCAAUGGCCUGUUGUAUUUGGAACACCUACAGUCACCGCCUCAAAGCAGGAAAUCUACUUCACAAGAAAAGGAAAGUGGAUUGGCAGACUCUUUUAAGGAAACUGAAGAAGAUUUAGGUCUCUGGGAAGAAAAAAAUGGCAACUUUUUAGACAUCAAAGCUAAUGGUCCUAGUAGUGUAGGUUUAGAUGUUUCUUUGCAUGGAUUUGAACAUCUCUAUGGAAUACCUCAGCAUGCAGAAACCCUCCUCUUGAAAAAUACCAGUGAUGAUGAUAUCUACCGGCUUUAUAAUCUGGAUGUCUUUGGAUAUGUCAUCCACAGCAAAAUAGGGAUUUACGGUUCAGUGCCCUUACUUCUAGCACAUAAGCUUGAUCAGACAGUUGGAGUCUUUUGGCUAAAUUCCUCAGAAACAUUGGUGGAGAUUUCUACAAAAGCUUCAAUGAAGGUUUUACCUUCUCAAACUCCACACGUGUCCAAACAGAGAGUAGUGCCUCAAACUGAUGUGCGCUGGAUGUCAGAAAGCGGAAUCAUUGACAUGUUCAUCCUAAAGGGACCCAGCCCUUUUGAUAUUUUUAAGCAAUAUGGACAGCUAACAGGCACUCAGGCUUUGCCUCCCCUCUUCUCUCUUGGAUACCAUCAGUGCCGCUGGAAUUAUGAAGAUGAGGCUGAUGUACAAAAGGUGGAUGCAGGUUUUGAUACCUUUGACAUCCCCUAUGACGUCAUAUGGCUAGACAUUGAGCAUACUGAUGGCAAGCGGUACUUCACUUGGGACAAGAAGAGAUUUCCCAAUCCUGAGAAGAUGCAGAAGCAGAUACUUAUGAAGAAAAAACGCAAGCUGGUUGUCAUUGUGGACCCUCAUGUUAAGAUUGAUCCUCUUUAUACUAUAUACUCACAAGCAAAAGCGAAAGGAUUAUUUGUAAAAAAUCGUAAUGGUGAAGAUUUUGAGGGCAUCUGCUGGCCAGGUCUCUCAUCAUACCUGGAUUUUACCAAUCCUGAAGUCCGACAAUGGUAUGCAGAUCAGUUUGACUUCAAAACAUACAAGGGUUCUUCUGAAAUUGUUUUUAUCUGGAAUGAUAUGAAUGAGCCUUCAGUCUUCAGAGGAAUAGAACAAAGCAUGUCAAAAGACGCCAUUCAUUAUGGCAAAUGGGAACAUCGAGAUGUUCAUAAUCUCUAUGGCUUCUACCAGCAAAUGGCAACUGCAGAAGGGCUGGUGAAACGAAGUGGAGGGCUGGAAAGACCCUUUGUUCUUACCCGCUCUUUCUUUGCUGGAUCGCAGAAGUAUGGUGCAGUGUGGACUGGAGACAACACAGCAGAUUGGAGUUACUUGAAAAUCUCCAUUCCAAUGUUGCUGACAAUCAGCAUUGCGGGAAUUUCUUUCUGUGGUGCGGAUGUCGGUGGAUUUAUUGGAAAUCCACAACCAGAACUACUGGUUCGAUGGUAUCAGGCUGGGGCUUUGCAGCCUUUCUUCAGAGGCCAUGCCAAUAGGAACACCAAGCGUCGUGAACCCUGGCUAUUUGGGGAGAAGAACACAAAGAUCAUCAGGGAAGCUGUUAAGGAGCGCUAUUCCCUGCUUCCUUACCUUUAUACACUGUUCUAUCAGGCACACAGCAUGGCUGAACCAGUUAUGAGGCCUCUCUGGGUGGAAUUUCCAAAGGAAUUAGAAACUUUUGGCAUUGAAGAUGAGUACAUGCUUGGAAGUGCUUUGUUGGUGCAUCCAGUCGCUGCUCCAAAAAUCAGUACAAUCAGUGUCUUUCUGCCAGGCACACAAGAGAUUUGGUAUGACUUCCGAAAAUUUAGGCGUGUGGAAGGUCAUGGCAUCUUGAAGAUCCCAGUAACAUUGAACAAUAUUCCUGUAUUUCAACGUGGUGGGACUAUUAUACCUUUGAAGAUUUCUGUAGGAAAAUCCACAGAAUGGAUGGUAGAUGUUCCAUAUGAACUGCAUGCUGCACUAGAUUAUAAGGGAUGUGCAACAGGUAAACUAUACCUGGAUGAUGGCCACUCAUUUCAUUAUCUCCAUGAGAAACAGUUCCUGCUCAGAAAGUUCAGCUUCCAUGAGAAUGUCCUUUCCUCCAGAUGUGCUGGUGAAGAAGGGCUAUUCCAGACAAAAUGUGUAGUUCAACAGAUACUGAUUUUGGGAAUAAAAAAGGAGCCCUCUGUUGUGACAGCAACUAUGUUUGAUGGAAAAGAAGACAAGACAGUGGCUUUCACCUAUGAUACCAGAAAUUCUGUGCUGACCCUUCAAAAACUUUCCUUAAACAUUGGCAAUAACUGGGAACUUCGUAUCAAAUGAAAGCGCAGCUUCAGAGAUGCAGAUGAAAAACUGAAAAAUAAUACUUUGAACAAUUAGCAUGCUUUUUUAAAAUUGAUUGCUUUUAAAAUAGACAGAACCUCAAAUGUGACACACCAAGUACUGUUUGUAUAAUUUAAUUGAUUCAUAUUCAAAAUGUUUUUCAUGGAUGAAAACUUUCUGAUAUUAUUUGCAAAAACUGUUCCUGGGGAUAAUUGAUCUUAUUCCAGAUUUUGCAGUUCCGUAUUAAUUAUUUUAUUUUUUUGCUAUAUCUAUGCAAUAGUUCUCUUGCUUUUAUAACACUUUCGAAGUAAAUUAUCUGGCUACGUUUUAAUUGGUGCACUGUUCUGUUUUGGGUGGAUUCUAUUUAGCAAUUUGACACGCAUUAAUUCUUCUAAGAAGUUCUUAGAAAGAAGAAAUGCAAAUGAGAAUAGUUACAAUAGGUAUACAUCUGCCACAGAGAGAUUCUGCUUCACAAAACAUAAAUGCAUUUUUAUAUGGGAUAAAGACAUCUUGAAUUAAUGAACUCUACCUUUCUUUUAGCUGAUGCACUUCAGAUGUGUUGGGCUAUAUAGAAUCCCCAUAAAAAUUGUGAGAAUCAUCCUCCCAUUAUGUACAAAAAGAAAACAAUGAUAUGAUAAACUGUAAGGGAAUGGUAAAACAGUAUCACAGAAGGGAAACCAAUUCAGGCUUUAUUUUGCUGAGCAAUUAAUAUUUCAUAUGGAAAUAAUUUACCAAAAGUAACUUUUUCUGUUUGUAGAGCACAAAAGCCUAAUUGCCAUUUCAGUAUUAAAAGGGCCAUAUUUUAGAAGUGCCCAGAACAUUCAGAAUCUCAAGUUUUCAUAACAAAUGCCUCUUCUUUCAGAACAUACCUGCUUAUUGAGGCAGAACUUGCCUAAGGAAAGAGUCUCAGGACAUAGAAUCAGCACUCUCAUUAUAAAGAAAAGAUAUACAUGUCUCCUCACUCCUUAAAAAAUGUAUAUUUUCUUCCAUUGUAUUGCGUUGUGUCCCACAUAGCAAAGAUAUAGCUAUUAGAAUCAUGUAAAAGUAGUGUAACAUUUUUGCUAAAUAUAUUCUGCAUCAUAAAGUAUAUAUAGGUUGAAGCAUUGUUUUUUGUAUGAUU